Messenger RNA from Aureobasidium namibiae CBS 147.97, 1104 nucleotides. Its product is annotated as protein serine/threonine phosphatase 2C. The coding region runs from base 1 to 1104 and encodes 367 amino acids. NCBI's taxonomy places the organism in Eukaryota, Fungi, Ascomycota, Dothideomycetes, Dothideales, Saccotheciaceae. The transcript is spliced from 2 exons. The record is from RefSeq and is a predicted model, not a curated record.
AUGUCUCUCCGCCGAACCCUCCUCCGCCCCCGACUGCCUUCGCUAGGCCGACCCUUCGCCCAAGCCCCACCCAUCAGGAGUCAGUCCACACAUGCGCCCUUCACGUACCGACUGGGCGCCUCUUCCAGCGGCAAGGGCAGCCCCGUAGCCCCUCCGAGCGACAACAACAUAUUCCCUCAGUCUCUGCUGGACCGCGACGAGCCCUACUUCACAUCCGUCGACAAGUUCUCUGGGGAAGAUGCCUUUUUCAUGGCCAGGAUCGCUCGUAGUGACAGACACGUUGUUUUUGGUCUUGCCGAUGGUGUAGGCGGCUGGAGGGACUCGGGCAUUGACCCUGGACGAUUCUCACACGGCCUAUGCAGGUACAUGGCCAUGAAGACGCAUCGCCCAGACGCCGAGCGAGACCUGAAGCCUCGUAACCUGUUGCAGUACGGCUACGAGAACGUCAUGAGUGACAGGAGCAUCCAGGCUGGUGGCUGUACUGCCUGCAUUGGUGCCAUUGACCCGUCUGGCGCUCUGGAAGUCGCCAACCUAGGAGAUUCGGGCUUUCUCAUCCUCGCCCCUGGCAAGGUCUCUUUCAUGUCUCCGGCCCAAACACACGCCUUCAACACACCUUAUCAACUUAGCAAGCUAACCCCACGCAUGCAAGCACAAAAUCGCAUCUUUGGCAACACCGGUCAGAUCUCCGAGACCCCUGCUCAAGCAGACGUUACAUCUCACUCACUGCAGAAUGGUGAGCUCGUCAUCUUGGCGACUGACGGUGUUUUGGACAACCUGUCGGGCAUGGAUAUUCUCAACAUCGUCCAGCCCAUCAUGGAAAAGCGUGGAUACUGGGCCGCCGCGUCCAGAGGAGCCUUCGUGAAGGCCGACAAGCUGCAGGAUCCCAAAGAGAUUGAAGCCCUUUCCAAGCUGCCUUCCGAGAUAGCGUAUUCCAUCAUGCGCAAUGCCAAGAUCGCUGGCAUUGAUACUCGCAGAGAUGGUCCCUUUGCAAAGGAGGUCCACAAGUACUUCCCCAACGAGGAGUAUCAUGGCGGAAAGCCGGACGAUAUCGCCGUUGUUGUCGCUCUUGCUAUCCAAGAUGGCUCCCCUAAAGCAAAGCUUUAG